GGAAGAGGUCAAGGAAAGGAUUCUCGAGCGCUUGCGCACCCGAGACGCCGCCAGAUGUGCUCUACUCUCAACUAAGUGGCGGGAUGCUUGGUCCCGCCACGGCCGCCUCGUCUUUGACCGGGACUUCUUCUGCUCCCUCAAAACCCCGAGCAGACCCGCUAACAAAGGCGGGUUUGUGGUGAACCUAAUAAACAACAUUCUCAUGCUCCGAGCUGGACCUGUAAAGAAAUUUACGUUGGACGCUUCCUGCUUAUAUCCUAAGCCGCCGCUGCAGUCGGAUGUAGAUCGGUGGUGUCUUUUUCUGUCAAGAAACGGCGUUGAGGAACUUCACCUCUCCAUGCCUCAUGUCCAACCCAAAUAUAAGCUUCCGCCUUCUCUGGUCUCAUGCAAAACCAUUAAGCUUCUGGCGCUUAAGGAUUUCGUUGUCCAUUUGCCGGCGACUGCUCAGUGCAUAUUUCCCGGUAUCACGGCGUUAGAUUUAGACGACGUUGAGUUCCGCGGUAACUUUAACGGACUGGACAGUAACAAUCUUCCGAAGCUUGAGAAGCUGGCCUUCCUCAAUGACUGUGUUGGUGUGGGUAAUUUUAUGGUCAGAGCUCCACGACUUAAGAGUUUGACGGCGUUUGGCUCUCUCAGCGGGGUUACACUCGGAUUACUCAGGCUGCAUUUGACUUCUAUCAAUACCCUCUGCUUGUCUGCUGAUUCGUUUUCUGAUGUUGUUGCGGUGGCCUCUGAAAUCCUCCCGAUCGCGACGAAUCUCCGAGAAAUGAAGUUUCACCACUUCAGUUUUGGUUGCCAGAACCAUCUUACCUUUCUAAUCACCUUGCUUAAGAAGUCCCCGGAGCUACGCGUGUUGGAGAUUAAUGUGGAAGAAAGGAGCUUGAUAAAAUGGAUAUUGAGUGGCGGCGGAAAAGACGCUGAUUCAUCCAUUUUGGAGGGUCCUAGAGAAGGUGGACGCUUUAUUAAAGAUGAUAUGAGAAUGGUUGAGACGGUGAAGAUCAACGGAUUUACAGGAUCCGAAAUUGAAUUGAGCUUUCUGAAAUUGGUACUUUCCAAGUCAAAUGUCCUCCAAAAUGUUGUUAUUUGUGAAGCUAAAGACAUCAAUGACUCUUUGGCUUUUGAGGCUCCAAAAAAGCUUUUAAGCUAUCCUCGUGCGUCUCCCAAAGCACAACUUGUCUAUAAGGAGUACAAGUAACCCCCAAUGUUUCACGCUGAAGUCAUUUUGAAACUUUUUGCUAGCCAAGGUAACCUAGGUAUGUCUGUAAUUGAG
Molecule: messenger RNA, 1270 nt
Organism: Cuscuta epithymum
Lineage: Eukaryota; Viridiplantae; Streptophyta; Magnoliopsida; Solanales; Convolvulaceae
Source: the annotation of a GenBank genome assembly